CUAGCAACAGAAAGCGGGAGGCGAUAGCAACCAGGAUGAGGCGAAUGGGAAGAUACUCAUUUGAAGAGAGAACUUAAUGUUAUUGCAUCUUAUCAUCCGGGAGUGAUCUGACUGCUAGAAGUCAUCUUCGAUAGAAUGGCAAAGGCAACAACUAUUAAGGAAGCUCUAGCCAGAUGGGAAGAAAAAAAUGGCCAGAAGCCAUCAGAGGCCAAGGAAGUGAAGCUUUAUGCCCAGAUUCCUCCUAUAGAGAAGAUGGAUGCAUCUCUUUCCACACUUGUUAAUUGCGAGAAGUUAUCUUUAUCUACAAACUGCAUUGAAAAAAUUGCCAACUUGAAUGGUCUAAAAAACUUGCGGAUUUUGUCGUUGGGGAGAAACAACAUAAAGAAUCUAAAUGGGCUGGAAGCAGUUGGUGAUACUUUAGAGGAACUUUGGAUUUCCUACAACCAGAUUGAGAAAUUGAAAGGACUCCAUGUAAUGAAAAAGCUGAAAAUUCUCUACAUGUCCAAUAAUCUGGUGAAAGACUGGGCGGAGUUUGUGCGGUUGGCAGAAUUACCCUUGUUGGAAGAUCUGGUGUUUGUGGGUAAUCCACUGGAAGAGAAAUAUUCAGCUGAUUCACAGAAUGCCUGGGUUGAAGAAGCAACCAAGCGAGUGCCCAAGUUGAAGAAACUUGACGGUAUUCCAGUUAUUAAGCAGGAGGAAGGCGAAGAAGGAGAAAACUAGCAGAACGUUUCUUUCUUUCCCCUUAAAUUAUUGAUGUAUCUCCAGCAAUUAAACACUAAGUGAAGCUUUUUAUAUAAAGUGACUUUGAAGAAAAGCUUGGGCAACCUUUUAAUUGACUUUCCAUGUUCUCCUUUCUCUCCCAAAGAGUUACUUACCAAAAUGAGGAUGCCAAUUAUGAGAAGCAUCUGUCCUUUUAUUUUUUACUUUUUUAUUUAAUGUGUGAUUUUGUGAAAACUACUACUUGUGUUCCUACUUAUUAGUAUGUUUGCUUAGAUUUUGUUUAAAAAGUAAUUUGAAAAGUAGGGGUCAAGGAAACAAUGUUUUAAUAUUAAGACUCUUUUUAUCAGGUACUUUUUUUGUAUCUCUUUCCAAUGAAAAAAACUGAAACUUGGUAUGUUUAAAUGUUUGUUGGCGUGUCUCAUCCUUUUUUCCCCAUCUGCGCUUCUAAUUACAACCAUGUAGUCUUUCGAGUUGGUUUUUGCCAAUGAAGAAACAAAGUUUGUGGCAUUAAUUAAAAGCAAAACAUGUCACUAGCUGAGAGCCCAUGAUGUCCGAUAUUAAGCUUCAUUGGGAUCUUAAAUUUUGACAUGCAGUGGGCCUUUCACUAUUUUUAUAUAUAGUGCUAGAUAAAAGAGUGAAGGCAAUAUAUUUGUUGUAGAUGACGUGCUUCUUUCCUAAACCCUAGUUUGAUUUGAUAUGCUACUUGAGUUUUUCUUCACAUACUUUAAGGAACAAGAGACUCUCAGGCCAAACAAAGGCUUAUACUGUUGAUGUGACUAUUGCUGAAUGGCAAAGUUCAUCAUCAUUCUGGAAUUUGAGUAAUCUAAGGAGGGUAGCAGCUGUCCAAAGAGGCAUAAGAGAAUAAGUUUCAGUUGCAGGGUUUAGCCAGUGAUGAAUGACAGCUGAAGAAAUUGCAGAAAGGGAAAAGGAGUGACGCUUUAUCAUUUCAUUUCACUUAGAGGAAAUCAGCUUGCUUUUCUCUCACCUUUACCUGAAUAAGAGGGUUUUUUUUCAUUUGUACUGUUGAACCUUUUAAAGAUCUAAAAAACAGAGAAGAGAGAAAUGUGGCAUUAUUAUUUGCCUGAGGCAAACAUCUGCUCUGGGUUCUUUGCACUUAAUUAAUUUGACUCCGACAAUCAGGUUUGUUGUUAAGGUGUGGUAGAGAAUAAUCAAAAUGAAGUAACUGGGGGCACAAUCCUAUGUAGAUUUUCUUCAGGGUGACCUCAGUAGGACUUCUGAGUAGACAGGUGUUGGGUUGCUCUGGACCAUGGAAAUUGUGUGUUUUCCAUGUAAUAAUGCCUUGCUGAAGAACACUUGUACUUUGGCUUUGUACACAAUUGUUAUCCUUACAAUGUAGCAGCUGCAUAGCAUCUGGUUAUUCAUAUGAUCCUCUACCACACUAUUCAAAAUCAGUGCAAUAGCCAUUUGUCAGUCUCUUCUGUUAAUUGCAAUUCACCGUCCCUUUAAGUACAGAAUUCCUUUAUGAUUUGGGGGCUUGUUCCUUUGAAAAUUCCCCUCUUUUGUUUUUUUCCCUAAAAUUUGACUACUGUUAUGAAGAAUUUCUUCUUUUUUACUUUUAUUAUAUUAAUCUCCUUUAAAAGAAUCAGACAGUUUUACCCUUAGGGGAAGCCUAAGCAUAAUUCUAAGUCAAUGAAAAGAAAUGAACUAUGUUUGAAAUGCAAAAAUAAAUUUUACCAUUAACUUAUUGUCCUUAUAUACCACCAGCAUGCACAUGCCAUUAAUUGGUUCUUCCAAGGCAUAAAGUAUUUACUUCUAUAGCAUAUAUUUAUAUUUCAUGAUAAUUAUUUCUACAAAUCUUUAUAAGUAAAUUCCUUAUUUUUAAAGAAAGCUAUAAUAAUCAAUCAGGCUUAAUGCUUGAUGUUAUUUUCCCAAGGGUGAAUCUAUUCAAACCUUUUGCCUGUGUAUCAAUUGUGGCUCCAAUUCAGAAUACAGUUACUAGUAAGGCCAAUGCGAGACUGUUUGUGGCACGUAUGAAUUUCAGAUUUUCAGGCUAAGCUUUUGUAAAAUAGUAAAAUAGUCAUUUCCUUAUUUUUUCUUUGAAGUCACCAGCUAAUAUAUGAAAAGGAAGGGUAGUAAAAUGUAUAGAUCAAUAAUCUUUACAGUAAUGGUCAAGGCCGGUGGUUGAAAUGAUGUAAGUGGUGUAGAAAACAUGGUAAUCUGACUGACCAAUUCUAUCUUAAUUUUUUUAAUUUAGCUAUAGAAUUCUGAAGAUAUAUAUGUACACACACACUGUAAUUUCAGAAGUAUUGCUUAGAUGCAUUGCCACUUGUGCAUAGAUGUACUUAGCAAAUAAGAUGAACACCAUUUGGAUAAAGAAUGGUAUUUCUAGAUCAGUCAUGGGCAGACUUCGGCCCUCCAGGUGUUUUGGACUUCAACUCCCACAAUAGCUGGUAGUUAGGAAUUGUGGAAGUUGAAGUCCAAAACACCUGGAGGGCUGAAGUUUGCCCAUACUUGCUCUAGAUGAUGGUUUAUUGUUUCAUCAUACUCUUUUGUUGAAGCCAGUUGGGUCUCUAGUUCUGCUUGCAUUGUGGAGACAUAACUGUUCAAAAGCUUGAAUGGUCUUUUAACUUUAAUCACAAAAUAGUACUCUUUCUGGAAAAUAAUUGCGUAUGACUUUGUGAAAUGCUUUGAAAGAUGUACCAUAAGAGCAACACAGAUACAUGACAAAUGGAUUUGCCCUUUAAUUAGCAAAGUGAGUUUAUUUAAAUCUUGGUGCUAAGCUUUCUCAAUGUAACAUUCUUAAACUCCAACUGACAGAUGGUGUGAUUUGAAGAUUAGCUUGUAAAGUGACAAAUUUAUCUUCAAGUUUUGUUUGUUGCUUGAGCUGAAGUGACAACUGUUCAUAGAAAAGAUGACCAUAGUGCCCAGUUGCCUACAUUUGGUUGUUAGUCCUGUUUUAUCAAGAACCGGGGUGAUGAGAGAUGGAUAAAAUAGAAACUCGAGAUAGCUCAUAAUCUUCUGCAUAACACUGAAAAACAAAAUGCACAUUUCAUUUGUCUUUCAGCGUGAGAAGGAGUUUUUUUUAUAAAAACAUCAGUUGGCCAGCCUUUUCACUUAGGUUGAUAGUGAAAAUAUUUUUAAAUGUAAACUUAAUUUUGGUAGAGAAAUGUUGUGUAAAGAUAGUGCUGGGGGCCCUUCACCCAAACCUUCAUUUCAUUUGACUUGAGUUUCACCUGGUACUAAUUAUAAUGCUUCUCCAUAUCCUGUAUACUCUUCUUUAUAGAAAAGAAUUGACUUACAUUUUAAAUGUUGAAUUGUACUUUGUGUUCUUCCACACAUAAUCAUUUCCAGAAGUGUGGUGAAAUAUGAAGGGGGGUCCAGAAGGAUUGUGUUGGGAUUGAUUUGUGUUAAGGAAAUAUACAAAGUUAAAAAGAUAACUGGUGAAAGGGUGCUUAUGUGAUGCAAGUUUAGCUUAUAACAAAAUAUGGCUGUGACAACUAAAAAGAAAAGACAUACAGGCUGUUCUGUGAGAAGAAGGGGAAAAACCUCCUGAGUAAUAGAUUGAAGGUUUCUUCAGAAUACUGGAUGCAAUAUAGAUCACAGCAUCUACAGGUGCAAGGAAAUAUUUAGCAGUUUAUCAUAACUAUUGUGGAAACAUAUUUCCCAGGCUCUGGGUACACAGCAGUUUAAUUUUCAGAUUGAUAGAUGAUUUCAUCUAUGCAAAUAUGAUAAUUUUUGCCAUUGGAGAGUUAGCCUCAGAAAGAAGGGAAGGGAGCUUUAGUGGAGUUUGAGUUGAAUGAUCCCCUUUCAAGAUAUGAAUAUAGUGAAAAUUUCAGCUAAACCAAUUUGGUGCAGUAUUUGAAAUUUGUCAGUUACAUUUUACACAUUCUAUGUAAGGAAAGCUAUUACAAAUAUGCAUAGAACUGGCAGAUACCAGUAGACACUUAGCAUAUUUUUCCUGUAUAUCUUGUGGCUGCUCCACACAUCACAGGAAAAGAUGGAUUCUCCCAUUUCUGCCACAUGUCAUUUGUAUCUUUUUUUCUUAAUAUAUUUGAACUGGAUAUGAAUGAAUGGAUAAAUGGAGCACAUGGCGGGAAAGUGAUUUUAACCCAAUUGCAUGCCUGUGUAUAUUCCUUUUUCAGUUUUACAGAAACAACAUGAACAUACUACGAAAACAUGCUGUGGCAGUCAGCGUGGCAUGGGUCACUUCCUAAUGACCAGAUCAACCCUUCCUAAAAGAGUAUCAAAGGUGCAAUUCAUAAUCUUUAUCAAAGCCCUAUUAGAAAAAUCACAGCAAAGGAUAGUAAAAUUGUCAUCUAACAGGUAUAAUUCGGGAGUUUAACAUCUUUUCUGAUUAGAAUCAGGUUGUUUUGGUAUUGCUGCCCAAUAAACUUCAAAACUUUAUUUUCCAUGCUUGUGAAAACCUUUCCUGUAGAAAAGAACUGUUGCAAAAAGAAAUGCAAUUUCUUUCCAUGUUGGAUAGAUAUAUGUACUGUUUGAACAAUCAGAAGUCUACUUGCCAAAAUUAAUGAAAUAGGUUUUUUUUAAAUUGCACUUUAAAAUUAUGCACUGGAUGUUGGUGGAAAGUAAAGUGAAUGGUUUGCAGUUGGUGUAUGGUUACUCAUAGAAAAGGGCUGCACAGCCAAGGAAGCAAUUGAAAGCAAUUGAGCUGUCAUGUUUUGGUAUAUUCCUUAAGAUUAUAAAGCCUAUUGUCAUAAUUAGGAAUGAAUUAAUAUGUGCUUAAAGGGUUCAAUACAACUGUGUUAAAAUGUUAUAACAUAACUGUGUUGAAACAAUUCAACAUGACUAUGUUGAAUAUUGCUGUCCCUACUGGAAUUGGGGUACCUUUUAUUAAUUAUAUUUAUUGGAAGUUUAAAGAAAUUCAAACCAUACUGAUGGGAAAUGGAGAUGUGUUCACUUGCUUUCCAGUCCAUUGGGCUGCAGGUAUCUACUGUAUAUAAUAAUUUAUAUUAAGUUGUCAAAAGGCAUUUGAAAUAGGCAGCUCUCAUUCGUGGAUCAGUUCAGCUCCACUAAAAGACAAGGCUUCUAAAACUCCCAAGGCGGAGAGCAAUUUUUAAGCACCUAGCAUGGUGACAAUAUGUUUUUAAUACAGUAUAAUUUUGUAGCAUGAUCAUAACUGUCAAAUGUGUGAGGUUACUUAGAUCUGUUUUUAAAUGUAACUUUGUGAAACCUUGUUUAACAUAGUAAUAAAUGUUUUAUAUAAAGGAA
This is a messenger RNA of Anolis carolinensis (green anole), 5910 nucleotides long. It is a transcript of the gene dnal1, whose product is annotated as dynein axonemal light chain 1. The record is from RefSeq and is a predicted model, not a curated record. Lineage: Eukaryota; Metazoa; Chordata; Lepidosauria; Squamata; Anolidae. The transcript has 9 exons. Gene Ontology annotation, cellular component: cytoplasm. Gene Ontology annotation, biological process: outer dynein arm assembly. The coding region runs from base 136 to 720 and encodes 194 amino acids. Gene Ontology annotation, molecular function: alpha-tubulin binding; dynein heavy chain binding.